CCAGCGCUGCGGUCACCGGAUAACUGCAGGAUCUCCUCACUCUCGGGGCGUCAAGGAUCGCGAUCAGGAUUCGGAUUUGCGGAGCGAAUGGAAACCCUUGAAGAGCCGCCAGAGACCAGCCCCAGGUGAAAAUAUGCCCCACGUGGAGGAGCAGCAGGGAAAAGCCAUAAAGCGAGUGGAAUCGGAAACACUGGAGAAGGAAUUAAGCGACAAGGGUGCUGACCCCAAGGAGGAGGUAGAAACCGGCGGCAAGAUCAAGAGCCGUUCGAGAUUCUCUGCGGCUUUGCGAAGCCUCUCCAAGCCCAAAGCCAAGAGGGAAAAGGAGACCGAGCGAAGCGUCGACAGGGCAGGGACCAGAAGCGCCGAGGAGGAGGAGGAGCAGGAGCAGGAGGAGGCGGAGGAAACCCCAGGGGAUCUGGCGGAUGUGGCCAGCUCCAUCUCCACGGACAGCGGUGCUUUGACCAAGACCAAAAAGAAAAGUCUGACACGCCGCCUGCUCUUGGGUGGUCUCCGGAAGACUGGGAAGACCCCCAAGGUGCGUCCCCACAGCCUGGCCACCAGCGACGACCUCAGCGUGGAGCAGCUAGAGGUCUCAUCCACACCCUCGUUGGCAGCCACAGCCACCGCCACCUCCUCGCCGGGCAGCAGCACUCUGCAGAUCACCAUCAGUGGCAAGAAAGUGGAGCCAGCACCAGAGACGGCUAGAAAGAGCGGCAAGAGUCGACCCAGGAGCGACACGGAUUACCUGACACCCUCCGCGGGUGAGAAGAAAAAGAAAACCACUACCACAACGGUGACAACAAGAGACUCGAGCAGCACCCGCACCACCAAGCUCGUGGUGGCCAAGAAGAAGCAGUCCCAGACACAGCAGCAGCAAGAGAAGCAGCAGCAGCAAGGGAAGCCCCAGAGCCAGAGCUCCGAGAGAGAGUCCCCUGUUAUCACCGAGAGCACGCGCGAUACACCGCCCAGAGAGCGAGCACCAGCGAAGCCCAGUCGCGUCCAGACGGCGGUUCAGGUGGCUAAGUCUCAGUCUCAGUCUGCCAGCGGCACCGGAGCUGUUCGCAAGUCCCACUCCUCGAGCGGAUCCAGCAAGAAGCUGGAAUUGAUGCAGCAGCAGCAGCAGCGCGGCCACCGCCACAACACCAGACCGCUGGCUGACCAAGUGAACGCCGAGCCCCAGCCUUCAGGGGAAAACCUCCAGCUCCAACUCCCUAGCCUAUCCAUAGCCACUUCCCAGCCAGCGGCCGACGACGGUAUAUCCUCGGCGGAGAGUGCCCAAACCCUUGGCAAUCCCGCCUCCCCUGUAGUCCGUUUCGCCGUGGGCAGUGCCGUUCGCAGUCCCCUAAGUGCCUACGAAGCCGCCUUAGCCGCCGCCGCCAGUCAGCAGCCCAGCUCCAACGAGGAACCCAGCGAUUCCAGUCUCCGACGACUCAGUUUUGCCCAGCAGCAGCUCAUACUCGGCGACCACGACAGCAUCGAGGGCAGACGGGAGACUCUGCACUACCAGUCGGUGGCUAGUGAAUACCAGGACUCCGGUUCCGAGGAGGACAGCGAGGAGCGUGGUGCGGAAGCCAGCGGUCCCGAGAGUGCCAAGCCCAUGCCGGCCUUCGGUGACCUGACCAUGGAUCAGGAAAUGGAACCGGCCAUUAUGACAUCCACCAGCGAAAAGCGUGAACAUCUGUACAAGAUUCUAGUCAUUGGCGAACUGGGCACCGGCAAGACAUCCUUCAUCAAGCGCUAUGUACACCAGUUCUUUAGCCAGAACUAUAGGGCCACCAUCGGUGUGGACUUUGCCCUAAAGGUGCUCCAGUGGGACGCCAAUACGAUAGUCCGCCUGCAGCUAUGGGACAUUGCCGGCCAGGAGAGGUUCGGCAACAUGACGCGGGUAUACUACAAGGAGGCAGUGGGUGCCUUUAUCGUGUUCGAUGUGACCCGCAGCGGGACCUUUGACUGCGUGAGCAAGUGGAAGGAGGAUCUGGACUCCAAGGUGCAGCUGCCGGACGGCAGUCCCAUACCAUGCAUCCUGCUGGCCAAUAAGUGCGACCAGGAGAAGCAGGGCAUCAUAACGCAGCCGGAGAAGAUGGAUGAGUAUGUGAGGGAGAACGGAUUUGCCGGCUGGUUUGAAACUUCCGCCAAGGAGAACAUUAACAUCGACGAGGCAGCCCGUGCUCUCGUGAAUAAGAUACUCAUCAACGAUAAGCUGAUAACUGCCGAUCUGGCCGACGGUGACAAGUUCAACCUGAACAGCACGGGCGACGGAGCCGGAUCGGAUGCCAAGAACAAGUGUUCCUGCUGACCUGGGACCGAGGUGCAGCGAUUCAAUUACCCAUUCCCAGUCUGAGCGCGUCCAAGAGCGGUUUUCUGAGAGAGAAACGCCAUGUGCCUAUAUUGUCGUCCCCUCCACGUUCAUGUUGUUAGAAGAUAGCGAUAACUAUGCUUAGGGUUUCAGCGUAACAUUUGUCUAAGACUUAGCCUCAUCAUUCGAGCAUCUUAUCCCAGCCCCUUGCAUCUCAUCCGAUCCCAUCCCAUCAGUUGUCAUAUCUUUAACACCCCGCCCAACCUCGUGCUGAGUGAUAAGACUCCUACAUUGUUGCAUCGAGAUCGGGGCCAGUGCGUGAAUUUAUAUCGCCGUGGCACAUGGCAGAUACAUAGCUUACCUACGCGUACACACCAUUAAUAUUAUCAUUAUUAUCGCGGGGAUUAGCCGAGAUAGGCGAGAUAGUGGGAGGGCAGCAUCCUCCGUAUCCAUAGCAUUCUGCAUUUGUGUAAAAUAUGAAUUCGUGCCGUGUU
Messenger RNA from Drosophila serrata, 2790 nucleotides. It is a transcript of the gene Rab32, whose product is annotated as RAS oncogene family member Rab32. Gene Ontology annotation, cellular component: late endosome; phagocytic vesicle; lysosome. Gene Ontology annotation, molecular function: GTP binding; GTPase activity. Lineage: Eukaryota; Metazoa; Arthropoda; Insecta; Diptera; Drosophilidae. Gene Ontology annotation, biological process: endosome to lysosome transport; phagosome-lysosome fusion. The record is from RefSeq and is a predicted model, not a curated record.